GAGGCGGUGGGCGGGCGGACAGUCGGAAAGAGAAAGAGGGAGAGACAGUAGUUGAAAGCUGGCGCUGGCCGUUGUAUCGCUAAUCUCAUGAGAGAAACCCACCCGUCUCUAAUUUAAAAGUUUGGAUUCUUCUCGAAGAGUAAAGAAUCCACGUAAUGUGUACUCCGUGCUGUGUAUCGCAGCUGGCGUGUUGCUGUGGGAAUGCUGCGUGUGCGUGCUGUUGUGGCUGCUGUCCCAAGAUCAGGCAGUCAACGGGCACCCGCUUCAUGUACGCCCUCUACUUCCUGCUGGUCACCAUCAUCUGCAUCGCCAUGAUGUCGCCAAGUGUCGAGGAGAUGAUGAGGGAGAACAUCCCCUUCCUGAGUGAGCUGUGCAGGGUGAAUGCAGGCGAGCGCUGCCAGGUGCUGGUGGGCUACGCUGCCGUUUACAAGAUGUGCUUCGGCAUGGCCUGCUUCUUCCUCUUCCUCUGGCUGCUCACGCUCAGGGUCAACAGCAGCAGGGGCUGCCGUGCAGCCAUACACAACGGGUUCUGGUUUAUUAAGUUUAUAGCUCUGGUGGCUUGCUGUGUCGGAGCCUUCUUCAUCCCCCAGCAAGACACCUUCCUUGAAGUGUGGAGGUACGUGGGAGCAGGCGGUGGGUUUAUCUUCCUGCUUAUCCAGCUCAAGUUGCUGGUGGAGUUCGCUCACCGAUGGAACACAAACUGGUACUCGGGGGUGAAGUAUAACCGGCUGUGGUAUGCUGCGCUGGCCCUGGUCACCCUGGUGCUGUUCACUGUGGCUGUUGGUGCUGUAGUAUUCAUGGCCCUGUACUACACCCACUCGGAGGCCUGCCUGCUCAAUAAGAUCUUCCUGUCGACCAACGCCAGCCUCUGCUUCCUGGUCUCCCUGCUCGCCAUCUCUCCAUGCAUCCAGAAACUUAAGCCCACGUCAGGCCUUCUUCAGCCGGGAGUCAUCAGUGUCUACGUCAUGUACCUCACCUUCUCUGCCUUCUCCAGCAAGCCAAUUGAGACGGUGAAGGUAAAUGACGAGGAUAUGCAGGUGUGUGUGUUCCCCUUCAAGCUUGGCUCAGGCGGUGAUGGUGAUAACAAGAUCGUAACCAGUGUGGGAAUUGUUAUCCUGUUUGGAUGUGUUCUCUACUCCUGUUUGACAUCCACAACCAAAAGAAGCUCUGCAGCACUGGGUGUGUUUGGGAGCAGCGAGCCGGAGACUGAGAGAGCACGCUGCUGCUUCUGUUUUGGAGAUGCCAGAGACGACCAGGACAAUGAUGAGGAGAGGAGGGGCGGGGGCCAGGAUGUGAUGUAUGACGAGAGGGAAGGGACAGUCUACCGCUACUCCUACUUCCACUGCGUCUUCUUCCUGGGGUCCCUCUAUGUCAUGAUGAACCUCACCAACUGGUUCCAUUACGACAACCACAAGAUUGAGAAGAUUCUGGAAGGCAGCUGGUCGGUGUUCUGGAUCAAGAUGGUGUCCUGCUGGGUCUGUCUGCUCUUCUACAUGUGGACCCUCAUGUCCCCGCUCAUCUGCACCAAGCGCUUCCAGGCCUAGGGCAGACACACAUACACACACACGCUUACACACAGAUGAACGCACUUGCACAUACACGCACGCACGUACUCUCUCACACACACUCUCGCAUACACACACAGAUAGGCUGUUUUUUUUGUUUCUUUUUUUUUGUUUCUUUUUUUUUGUUUUAAAUUUCAUUUUGUUUACCUUUUUCCUCAUAUGAGCAUGUUUAUGAUAUUGAUGCCUUGAAGGCAGACAAAGUAUCUCGAUGAGGUGUGUUUUGUGCUCUAACAGAUUUGAGGUGCUACCUUCACCAAGCAAGGAGUUCCAGUUGUAGUUAGUUUGCUGCCAUUGUUUCCUGGAGGUGUUGACUUCCAGGCUGGAUGUCGAGACACCAGGGGAUGCUUUACAAUCGUGGGCUUGACCAGGGAAGACAGGGGUGUCACAUAAACUCUGGUCUCCCUGCCCCAGCCUUUGUUACACAUCUCAUACGUGUGCUUUUGUGUCUUAUAUUUCUUACGUGUGUCUCACCAUCCUGCUCUGGCCUGUCAGGCUGGGCCUGUUUGGGUCAGUUAGACCACAAAGAUAAAGAGCAGGUUGGGGCCUGUUCCAUUCAUGUUCAGGACUGCAGAUUUCUCAAGUGAGGCAUGUUUACCUUCACUUCCUGGACGUGUCUGCAAGAACCAGCGGAAAUGACAUUUGUCCUGGCCCUGUUCCAAACACAUUUCUCAGGCUCACAUAUCAGCUGGAUGUCUCUGUGCUUGUUUUAAUUGUGCUCUUUUAUAGACUUUUUCUAUGCAAUCAAACAAGCCCCUGUUUAACGGGACACUCCUUUGGAAGGGGUUAGUUGAGUUCAGAUUAGCAGUAGCCAGUCUAGAUGUUGGGGCUCCUUUCUGAGCUGGUUGUGUGAUUCGCCAGAUUGUGGCUUUGCACACCUCACCUCUGGCAUAAUUGCACUGCCAUGUCUGUUUAGGUGACAUCACCAGGAACUGAGCAUUGACCAAUACAAUUUAUAAGCUCAGCUGCAAUCAGACAAGAAGAAGAAGCGUCACAUGCCAAAGGUAGAUUGCAGAGAACGCCAGUGGAAGUUAGUAUCCAUAUCUGUCUGCUACUCACUCUCUCCCUUCUAUCUCACACACACUCGCACACGUGUACAUUCAUGCACACACACACCUGCAGGUUUGUGAGUGGUAUUGCAUCAGUAAUACAGAUAUGCAGUUUUCCUUUUGGCAUUUGUAUCAGUCAGUCUGGUCACUGUUCAGUCUCGUAAGCCAGUAUUACAGUUACCAAGUGCUCCGUAGCUCAUUUAGAAGGCUUAGAGAGUUUUACUUUGACUGGCCAAACAACACAUUUAUUUACAGAACCCUUGUUUCAACUGUUUUCUUUGAAGCUGUUUUGUUAUUCUGCAUUCAGUUUGUAAUUUAUCAUAAUAUGUAAGUGCUCUGUGUCUGUUUCUUACCAAUUAAGCAUUGAUUAAUAAACCAAUAAUUAUU
This is a messenger RNA of Osmerus eperlanus (European smelt), 2998 nucleotides long. It is a transcript of the gene serinc5, whose product is annotated as serine incorporator 5. The transcript is spliced from 12 exons. NCBI's taxonomy places the organism in Eukaryota, Metazoa, Chordata, Actinopteri, Osmeriformes, Osmeridae. Gene Ontology annotation, cellular component: membrane. The coding region runs from base 156 to 1544 and encodes 462 amino acids. The record is from RefSeq and is a predicted model, not a curated record.